AUGGAGUUCCAUCGAAAAUUUCUCAAUACUAUUCAAUCAUUAUUACCAAUGCAAAUAUUUAUUUGCUAUUGUUUUGUUAUUAGUGGUUUAAUUGUUAAUUUUGUUCAACUUUUAACAUGUAUUUUUAUUUGGCCAUUUAGUAAACAAAUAUAUCGUCGAAUAAAUUAUCACCUAGGAACAUUAUUAUGGAGUCAAUUAACUUUUCUGUAUUCAUGGUGGUCUGAUUCUAAUGUAACAGUUUAUGUUGAUCCACAAGAUUUAAAACAUCUUCAACAUGAAUAUUCAAUUAUACUUGUUAAUCAUCGAUAUGAAAUUGAUUGGCUUCUUGGAUUAGUAGUUGCACAAGAACUUGGUAUACUUGGAGGUUUAAAAAUUGUUGGAAAACGUUCACUUAGUUUAAUACCAAUUCUUGGUUGGUCAUGGUUUUUUUCUGAAUCAAUUUUUUUACGUCGUAUUUGGGAAAGUGAUAAGAAAGUAUUAGAACAUGAUAUUCAACAACUUCUUAAUGGUUAUCCAGAUAAUUAUUAUUUUAGUUUUUUGAUGGCUUGUGAAGGUACACGAUUUACAGAACCAAAACGAUUAGAAAGUAUGAAAUAUGCACAAGAGAAAAAUUUACCAGAAUUAAAAUAUCAUAUAUUACCACGGACAAGAGGCUUUACAAUGAUUAUGCAAGGAGCAAAAGGAAAAAUACCAGGUAUUUAUAAUUUUAUGCUUGGCUUUUCAAAGGAUGGUGCUUCACCAAUAUUUCGUACAUUACUCAAAGGACAUUCGUGUAAAGCUCAACUUUAUAUCAAACGAGUUCCUACAUCACAAAUUCCAUAUGAAGAUGAUGCAACAUGUGGUGAAUGGAUACAUAAACUUUUUCAAGAAAAGGAUCGUAUUUAUGAUCAUUUUAUUCAACAUGAUAAUUUUGAUGGUCUUGGUGUACCAGAAGUACCUGUUGUUCGAAAUUAUUCUGAUCUUUUAAUUGAAAUUUUUUGGAUUGUUACUAUUGGUAUUCCUUCAUUGAUUUGGUUUGGUAAAUUUAUCUUUCAUAGUACAUUAUUUGGAAAAAUCAUAUUUGCAUUGAUUAUUCUCAUGGUUUAUGUGAUUGUACAAUUAAUGAUUAAUAUGUCGUCUUGUUUCUUUUAUUGUAUUAUUAAUUCAUUAAAAAUGUUCUGUCCUGAUGAAGAACUUAUUGAAGAAGAUGAUGCAUCAAGUCCAUUUAAUCUUGUCAUGACGUUUAUUUUAACACCACUUCUUGUUAGUCGACGAGUUAAACGAAGUGCAGCAUUAGUACGACAAAAAUUAGGUACUGGUGUUAGACGCACAAUGUCGAAAUCAAUACGUGGUCUAUCAUCAACUGCAAAACGAAUAGCAAGAAUGAAACAUUUCGUUAAAAAACCAAGAAAUUUAUUAAAGAAACCAAAAGCACCAUCAAAAAUAUCAAUUUAUAAAUUGUUACCACUUAGAUUAAUCUCACGUUUAAUGGGUUGGAUAAGUCGUCUUUAUUUACCUGUAUGGCUUCGUCCAUUAAUCUUUUAUUUUUAUAUAAAAAUAUUCUCAUGUAAUCCUCAUGAAAUGUAUAAUGAAGAUCUUAAAUCUUAUUGUACAAUAUCAGAAUUUUUUCGUCGUAAAAUAAAAAUGGAAUUACGUCCGAUAGAUAAACAAUCUCCAAUCGUAUCACCAUGUGAUGGUCGUGUUUUAACAUGUGGUAAAGUAUCUCGUGGCCUUAUUGAACAAGUUAAAGGUAUAACAUAUACUGCAUCUUCAUUUCUUGGUGUUCCAUUAACGGCUGGUUUAACGAAAUUUCAACAACAAAAUAAAACGAGAUCUAAUUCGACUUAUGAUUAUGAUGAUGCACAUUCAUAUGCUGAAAGCUUACUUAGAUAUCGUGGUCAUGCACUUUAUUAUGCAGUUAUUUAUCUUGCUCCUGGCGAUUACCAUCGAUUUCAUUCACCAACAGAAUGGCAAAUAAGUUGGCGCCGUCAUUAUAUUGGUCAUUUAUUUUCUGUAAAUCCAAAAGUUGCUAGUUGGCUUCAAAAUUUAUUUUGUUUAAAUGAAAGAGCAGCUUAUUAUGGUUCAUGGAAAUAUGGAUUUUUUUCUAUGACAGCUGUUGGAGCAACAAUUGUUGGUAGUAUUAAUGUUCAUUUUGAUCCUGAAUUAAAAACAAAUAUUCGUCGUCGACCACGAUUAGAAAAAACCUUUCAAACAAUUCGAAAUUCAAAUGGAAUUUUACUUAAACGUGCUGAUAAUUUUGGUGACUUUAAUUUUGGUUCUACUGUUGUACUUGUUUUUGAAGCACCUGACAAUCUUGUUUUUAAUGUUAAACCUGGUGAUCCAAUUAAACUUGGUCAAUCAUUAUGUGAUCUUGAUAGACAAAAUGAUAUUGAUAUACAAGAUAUAAAACAACGUGGUAAUACAUCAUCAACUCUUUCAACUGAAGAAACUCAAAGUUCAAAUGAAGAAGAUGAAAAUCUUAAUGUUGAGAAUGAAGAACAAAAUAUUGAUCGAAAAUUACUUAUUGAUACAGUUGCACUUGAUGCAGCUAUUGUUGAUGCUGAUGCUAUUGCCAAUGCUGAUGUUAUUACUGAUCAAGAAGG
Rotaria sordida is the source of this 2582-nucleotide messenger RNA. NCBI's taxonomy places the organism in Eukaryota, Metazoa, Rotifera, Eurotatoria, Philodinida, Philodinidae. The record is from the annotation of a GenBank genome assembly.